AUGGAUGCAGCUUCUUUGCACAUAACAAUGUAUCCAUGGUUUGCUAUGGGGCACUUAACCCCAUUUCUCCACCUUGCCAACAAGUUAGCCAAAAGGGGACACAAAAUCUCAUUCUUCAUACCCAGAAGAACACAAGCCAAAUUAGAAAACCUCAACCUUCACCCAAGUCUCAUCACUUUUGUCCCUGUCAUUGUUCCUCACGUUGAUGGUCUUCCCUAUGAUGCAGAAACUACUUCAGAUGUUCCCUCAUCUUUGUUCCCACUUAUUGCCUCUGCCAUGGAUCUCACAGAGAAGGAUAUUGAACUUCUCAUGUUUCCUGAUUGUUCUAUCAAGCUGCAUGAACACGAAGUUAGGUUCCUUGGUGCAGGAAGGAAACUGGAGUCCUCUUCGCCCGAGUCAUCCAACUCUACUUUGGAAGAAAAAUGGGGUGAAUGGCUUGGUAGAUUCAAGGCUGGUUCCGUGAUUUACUGUGCAUUUGGAAGUGAAAACUCCUUACAGCAAAACCAAUUGCAAGAAUUGUUAUCGGGUCUUGAGCUAACUGGAAUGCCAUUUCUUGCAGCACUUAAGCCUCCUACUGAGUUUGAGUCCAUUGAGGACGCUCUCCCAAAAGGGUUCAAAGAAAGGGUUCAAGAAAGAGGUGUUUUAUAUGGGGGGUGGGUGCAGCAACAGUUGAUCUUGGAACACCCUUCUAUUGGGUGCUUCAUAACACACUGCGGUGCAGCUUCUCUAACUGAGGCACUUGUGAACCAGUGCCAGUUGGUGCUGUUACCCUGCCUUGGUUCUGAUUUCAUCAACGCAAGAACCAUGGGUGGAAAAUUGAGGGUAAGAGUGGAAGUGGAAAAAGGUGAAGAAGAUGGUUUGUUCACCCACAGGAAAGUGUGUGCAAAGCUGUGA
This is a messenger RNA of Sphenostylis stenocarpa, 894 nucleotides long. The record is from the annotation of a GenBank genome assembly. NCBI's taxonomy places the organism in Eukaryota, Viridiplantae, Streptophyta, Magnoliopsida, Fabales, Fabaceae.